AACCUGCAGGAUUUCUGCGCGUCGUUUCGCUUGAAGCAUUUUAAUUCUCAUAUCCGGUCCUGCCACCAUGGCCUCAAAGCAAAUCAUCCAUUGAGUGCAUAAUGAUAUGAAGAUGACUAUGAAAUACACAUUUUAUGGUAUUGUACCCCUGCUAUAAGAUCGUAACCUGCGGUUUCAUUGCCAGAUUUCAAAAUUUUGAUGGCAACUGUACCACCCGAGUCGCAUCCAUGGUGGCCCUCAAUUUUUAGCACGGCCUACUCGAUCGAUAAGCUACGCCUAGUUCUUGAGGGUGGGGCCAAUGGAAGAGGGUAGAAGUGUUCUGGUCAAGGCAAUAUCGAUAAUAUCCGUACAUAAACCACGAGUCCCCUCUCUAUGGUGCAUGAACAAAAUUGGCAGCCUCCGUCCGAAAUAGCAGUGACGAAAAUGGAUGAAAGUGGAUGCAUCAGCCAGCCUCCGAGCUAUAAAAAAUACGACUGGAUGGCGGCGGAAACCUUCUGGGAGACAAGAGAGACUUGGUCGUUCUUCCGGAAAAUUCAAGAGGCCUUUCGAUUAGAUAAGGCCUUCUUGACGUCACAUCACUGGCUCACGUCGCCCCAAGAUUUGCAAUACCGCAAACACGUCUUCUCCGAGGCGGUACACGAAGUGAGGAGCAUUCCGUCGACAUGUCAAAAGUAGUAAAGUCACGGCCGAGAUAAUCAAUACAAGGAAGGCAACUGUCUAUGGAUCUUAUGCUCACGCCAUGAAUGAAGUCGAAAUAUGGACGGGUAAGCCAUUUGAACGCUGUGAAUUCCGGUCAUCAAGGGCUCCGUGUCCAACAAUUUAUUCAUAUCAGCCAAUGCAUUAUUGUUGCCGGGGAAUGGAAAGAGGGCGUGCAACAAAACUAACGCUAAGACACAUCUACCUUAUCCAGCUUAAGCUUCUAUCUUUUAGCUAACUAUAUGCACUACUUAAGGUUACAGAGUUUCUCAUUUCAAAAGCUGUCGCGCUCUCGUCGUCCGAGUAAUGUACCUGAGCCCCACCCCCAACCUCGCGGGCGUUCUGUUUAUGUGGGGUCGGAGCUUGACCGCAACGUGGGAGAACAAUGGCCCCAUCUUUUGGCGGUGGACUUUCUGGGGCAGUUGUUCACGAUGACAUAUGAAUUUGGAUGAAUAUUGAUUGCUCUAGCCCAUCGCCUUGUUCUCACGCCAUCUUGAACCAGAGCACUUUGAAAAGAUGUCGAUGUUUUUGCGCCUGGCACGGCUCCCCCAAGCGACGACCGGUCGACCGAUCGUUGCCAUUGCCUCCACCAAUGGACGGAGGUCGAUUGGCUCCGUGAGCGCAAUUGACUCGAGUAUCUUCCGCACACUAUUUGGUACCGAAGAAAUCCGCAAGGUCUUCGAUGAUGAAGCAUACAUUCGUCGUUGUAUAGAUGCCGAAGCCGCGCUUGCUCGGGCCCAAUCCAUGUGUGGUGUCAUCCCCAAAGAUAUCGGGCCUCGCAUUACCCAAAAACUGGAAGAGUCCAAUCUGGACUUUGAGCGGUUACGGCACGAAACUGAGAUCGUCGGCUACCCCAUCCUGCCUCUCGUCCGCCAGCUGUCGGCUAUCUGCGGCGAUGAGGCGGGGAAGUACGUUCACUGGGGAGCUACUACACAAGAUAUCAUGGACAUAGCGAGCGUUCUGCAAAUGAAGCAGGGAUUGGACAUUGUCGAGCGGCUUCUGAAGGAUGUCAUUAAAACCCUGCGGGAACUCUCGGAGAAAUACAAAGAUACUCCUAUGGCUGGGCGCACGCAUCUGCAACACGCGUUGCCCGUGACCUUUGGCUACAAGUGCGCUGUUUGGCUAUCUGGCUUCCAGCGCCAUGCUGAACGAUUAGAGCAGCUCCGCAAGAGAGCUUUGCUUGUACAGUUCGGCGGUGCUGCUGGUACACUUUCGUCUUUGGGAUCUGGUGAUGAUGGAGUCCGUGUACGUAAGGCUCUGGCAGAAGAGCUUGGGCUGAAUGAUCCCUCUAUUACAUGGCAUGUCGCCCGUGAUGGUAUUGCUGAGGCUGUCAACCUCCUGGCUCUCAUUGGUGGUACCAUGGGCAAGGUGGCUCUAGAUAUCAUGAUUAUGUCCUCAAAUGAGCUCAGCGAAGUUGCAGAGCCGUUCGUCCCUCAUCGCGGGGCAUCUUCCACCAUGCCUCAAAAACGCAACCCCAUAUCCAGCGAGGUGAUACUGGCUGCAUCCAAGAUCCUCCGGUCCAAUGCAGGUCUUGUUCUCGACGGUAUGGUCGCUGACUUUGAGCGCGCUUCUGGUCCCUGGCACUUGGAAUGGGUAGCUGUUCCCGAGAGCUUUGUGAUUGCUGUUGGCGCACUUUCACAGACUCAAUUCGCGCUGUCCGGGCUCUCGGUCCACACCAAGCAGAUGCUGGAGAAUCUCCACUCGACUAAGGGAUUGAUUGUGGGAGAGGCUGUGAUGAUGGGUCUAGCUCCCCACGUCGGCCGUCAGCGAGCCCAUGAUAUUGUUUACGAAGCAUGCCGCGAAAGUAUUGAGAAUGAUCGGACGCUUCUCGAGUCUCUUCUGGAGAAGGAUGAGGUCACCAGCAAGAUGAGCCAACAGCGUCUGGCGGAGCUAUGUGACCCUGUGAAUUAUCUGGGCUCAUCAGCAAGGAUGAUAGAUGAUGUCUUGGCCAUCAACUAA
This is a messenger RNA of Penicillium subrubescens, 2655 nucleotides long. RefSeq names its product class-II fumarase/aspartase family protein. The transcript has 4 exons. Gene Ontology annotation, molecular function: catalytic activity. The record is from RefSeq and is a predicted model, not a curated record. NCBI's taxonomy places the organism in Eukaryota, Fungi, Ascomycota, Eurotiomycetes, Eurotiales, Aspergillaceae. The coding region runs from base 1213 to 2655 and encodes 480 amino acids.